Molecule: messenger RNA, 459 nt
Organism: Trichoderma citrinoviride
Lineage: Eukaryota; Fungi; Ascomycota; Sordariomycetes; Hypocreales; Hypocreaceae
Exons: 1
Coding region: 1-459 (152 amino acids)
Source: RefSeq, a predicted model, not a curated record
AUGGCUACUACCGAAUCGUUCCACGACAUCAAAAUGACCGUCGUUCCUCCACCGGAGCACGAUGCGUCUCGAGGGCGCACGCGUGACCGCAUCAUGCCCAUUCCCAACUCCAAGAACCUGCGUCCAGACGAAUCCAGCACACUCAGAGGUCGCUCUCGUCGACGCUCAGUCUCGCCCUUCAGCCUUGCUUCUCGAGGCUCUUCUCCUUCAGUCAAGCCAUCCGCCAACAGACUGAUGCUGCACAACCGUUUGCGAGAGAAGCGCCGCGAGCACUGCCCUUCUCGAAUCGCAUCGCCCGCCAACUCGGAGGUCCUACACAAACAAACACGCCUGAGGAGCCGAAGCCGCGGGCCGCGAAGGGACAAGGAACCCCACAGACCUGUCGACCACCUGUCCAGCCUACGAAACGAGGUCUUCCUGUCGGACGAGGAACAGCCCGGCCACGGCAAGACUUCCUGA